ACCAUAGUAACCGGAGAAGCGACAGUUUGUUGUCGGUUGUCUACCGCAGAGGAAGCAGGAUGUCUGAGGUUGAAGAAACACUAAAGAGGAUCCAGUCCCAGAAGGGGGUGAUAGGAACCAUCGUGGUGAAUGCGGAAGGCAUCCCCAUAAGGACCACUCUGGAUAACUCCACCACAGUGCAGUAUGCCGGCCUCCUUCACCAGCUCUCCUUGAAAGCCAGAAGCACAGUGCGCGAUAUCGACCCUCAGAACGAUCUGACGUUCCUCAGGAUCCGCUCCAAGAAGCAUGAGAUAAUGGUUGCUCCAGAUAAAGACUACCUACUGAUCGUUAUCCAGAAUCCAUCGGACUGAACGCGCGCCCCUGGUGAUCUAUUAGCUGCAUACUCUGGAACAUGUUUUAUUAGGGUCUUUCUACUUAAAAAAACUGCACCCCCCAUGACCAGUAAAGGGGAAAAUAUGUCAUUUUUGGGCCGGAUCUAAUUCUGCCGCCAUGCAGCUGUGCUUCCAGGAGGCAGAAGUAGGAGGGCAUGUCGUGGAUACAUCAUACUGAAGUGCCUAUGUUAUAGCUUAGGUGAGGACUGCACUUUUUGGUUAAGUGCUGCCCCACAUCUGAACCUGCACCCUGUGAUCAGUGUGCUGCUGGCAUAAGUUGUAUGUUAAAGAGUCCCAGUUUAUCCCAGGUGUUUCCUAUAUGGCAGCUUUUAAUUACAGUGCAGGGCCCCUUUAAGAAAAUUAAAGGGUAUCUGUCAGCAGAUUUGUACCUAUGAAACUGGCUGACCUGUUGGCAGCUGAAGGCAUCUGUGUUGGUCCCUUGCUCAUAUGUGCCCGCAUUGCUGA
Bufo gargarizans (Asiatic toad) is the source of this 836-nucleotide messenger RNA. Its product is annotated as dynein light chain roadblock-type 2. Gene Ontology annotation, molecular function: dynein intermediate chain binding. The record is from RefSeq and is a predicted model, not a curated record. Gene Ontology annotation, cellular component: cytoplasm; centrosome; cytoplasmic dynein complex. The transcript is spliced from 4 exons. The coding region runs from base 60 to 350 and encodes 96 amino acids. Gene Ontology annotation, biological process: microtubule-based movement. NCBI's taxonomy places the organism in Eukaryota, Metazoa, Chordata, Amphibia, Anura, Bufonidae.